Messenger RNA from Caenorhabditis bovis, 975 nucleotides. The record is from the annotation of a GenBank genome assembly. Lineage: Eukaryota; Metazoa; Nematoda; Chromadorea; Rhabditida; Rhabditidae.
AUGAAUCAGCCGUUCAAAAAUCAGUUUAUCAAUGAUCGCGAUCGAUCGCAGCGGUCCGUAUUUGUUGGAAAUAUAUCGUACGAUGUUCCCGAGGAUAUUAUUCGAUCGAUUUUCACCAAAGUUGGUCCGGUGGUUUCGAUGAAAAUGGUCCACGAUAGGGAGACGGGAAAACCGAAAGGCUACGGAUUCAUCGAAUACGCCGAUGUGAACACCGCCGAAAUGGCGAUUCGCAAUCUUAAUGGGUACGAAUUAAGCGGGCGUCCGCUGCGCGUCGACUCAGCCGCUCACGGCGCGAACACGAUCGACGAGAUCAGUGCACCGCAGGCGGUCGUCGCGCCGCAAGAGGAGAAUCCGUACGGAUCGGAAGUCGAGCCCGGCAAGGCUCCAGAAGCCAUCUCGAAGUGCGUCGCCUCGUUGGCGCCGGAGAAGAUGUUCGAGUUGAUGAAACAAAUGAAAGACGCAGUCCACGCGAAUCCGAACGAAGUGAAAGCGAUGCUGACAUCGAACCCGCAACUCGCGUACGCGCUCCUUCAAGCGCAAGUCGUGAUGCGAAUCGUCGAUCCGCAAGUCGCCAUGGCGAUGCUCCACCGCGAAACCUCCACCAACAUCACACCAUUCCACCAUAUGCAAACGUCGGCCGGCCCAUCGCCGAGUCCGUUCGCGAUGCCCACGACGAGCGCACCAAUGAAGCCGCCAACAGUGGCUCCAGUGGCGGUUGGCGGUGGCUAUGCGGGUGGCUACGCGCCCGUCACCCAAAUGCCGCCACCAUUCGCCCAACCGCCGCCGCCAAUGGUCGCCCAAACGCCAAUGCAACAACAACAACAACAAUCCGACAUCACGCCCGAAGAGCAACAGAACGCCCAACUCCUCAUGCAGGUCAUGCAGCUCUCCGAGGAGGAGCUCGAGCUGCUGCCACGUGGCGAUCGCGAGAAAAUCAUCGAACUUCGCCAACAGCUCAAACGCAAUGUCAAAUAG